UCUGCAUUCUCCCGCAGGCAGUGCGACCUGUAUGGCAAUAGCGCCGCGGCCAAGUAGGUGUGCCCUCAUGUUCCUGGACAAGCGUCGGCACCGAGCUUCGUGUUCUGGCGUUGCUCACACCCUCCUUUCCCCCAACAACCUUGCAAGCGACCUUCUUUAGCUCCUCGUUUACCAUGAGCCUCGUCCUCCAGGCUAUAUGGGUUUCUCAAUAGCGGAUUCUUGGCAACUGGCACGACCAGAUGAAUCCUCCAAUGGAGAAAAAAAAAAGAAAAAAUUACUAGGCUCUCGAAAUCAGCGCACUAAUGCCAAGCAUGCACAAGCUGAUUUGAUUAUCGCGCCAGCCUGGAAGAGACGGCGCGCGAAAAGCCACUACCAAUCUCCUUUCUCCCUUGUCGAUUCUAUGUCGUUGACGUAUCUUACACCUCAUCGUGCCUCCAAGUUACCAGGGUGCGCUGUUUCGUUCAGGGACACUAAUGCUUUUCUUUUCUGGUUCUCUAUUCAUGGGAUGUCCCGAUGGGAUCAGCUUGGGUGUCAUGAAUGCCCUCCCCGGCAUAAUGCAAUUGUCAUUUUUGCGACAUGCUGCAUUGCAUUCUGCCGGAGCCAAACAGCAUUGCCAUCUCAAAUCGUCGAUCCACGCCCGGGGGGAGGGGGGGAGAUGGGGGGCUACCACUAGGCAGGCUUGCCUCAAUCCUUUUCUUAUGCCCGAGACAAUGACCAUCGACGAUCAUUCCACAGAAGACUCCGUACGGGUACUAUUCUGGGACGUGCUCGUACCCGUAGUGGUUCCGCGUACCAAACUUGAGCUCCUUUAUUAUUCGGCUAAAAGGUGCUUCAGCCAGAGCUAGUGACCUCAUCUGUUGUUUUGUUUUUUGUUUACUCUAGAAGACUCGGUGAAUCCCAGUAACUGAGGGGCAAUGGC
This is a messenger RNA of Trichoderma harzianum CBS 226.95, 919 nucleotides long. RefSeq lists its product as hypothetical. Bases 197 to 673 code for a protein of 158 amino acids. The transcript has 2 exons. NCBI's taxonomy places the organism in Eukaryota, Fungi, Ascomycota, Sordariomycetes, Hypocreales, Hypocreaceae. The record is from RefSeq and is a predicted model, not a curated record.